This is a messenger RNA of Diachasmimorpha longicaudata, 1461 nucleotides long. It is a transcript of the gene Alg3, whose product is annotated as lethal(2)neighbour of Tid protein. The record is from RefSeq and is a predicted model, not a curated record. The coding region runs from base 1 to 1284 and encodes 427 amino acids. NCBI's taxonomy places the organism in Eukaryota, Metazoa, Arthropoda, Insecta, Hymenoptera, Braconidae. Gene Ontology annotation, molecular function: dol-P-Man:Man(5)GlcNAc(2)-PP-Dol alpha-1,3-mannosyltransferase activity. The transcript has a single exon. Gene Ontology annotation, cellular component: endoplasmic reticulum.
AUGUCAAUGAAACGGGAGAAACGUGUCGUUCAGAAUUCGUCGAAAACAAUGAAGUGGACUCGACUGGAUAAUUUUCUUCAAUUCCUGGUUGAUCCGAAAAAACUAGCAUUUAUGGCGGUUCUCUUCGUGGCUCUGGAGAUCAUACUGAAUAUUUUUGUUAUUCAUAAUGUCAAGUAUACGGAAAUCGACUGGAGGGCGUACAUGCAAGAAGUUGAGGGUUUUUUAAAUGGAACACUGGAUUAUGGAAAACUGAGAGGGGAUACAGGACCACUCGUAUAUCCAGCUGGAUUUGUCUAUGUUUACUCACUCUUGUACUACAUAACAUCACAUGGAAUGGACAUCAGAUCUGCACAAUAUGUUUUCGCUCUACUCUAUAUAGUUUUGUUGAUUUUAGUUUUAAGGAUUUAUGCGAAAGCUAAAAAAGUUCCACCUUACGUUUUAAUAUUAAUAUUCUGCACCUCUUAUCGAGUGCAUUCAAUAUUUAUACUGAGACUCUUUAAUGAUUCAGUUGCUAUGAUAUUCUUAUUUGCAAGUUUGAAUGCCUUCCUGGAUGACAAGUGGUACUGGGGCAGCGUACUUUACAGUUUAGCAGUCUCAGUAAAAAUGAAUAUACUGCUAUUUUCUCCCGCAUUAUUAAUUGCCUACAUAUGCAACUUAGGGUUAUUUAAAACGAUUGUUCAUCUUGCAGUUUGUGGUAUUAGUCAAAUUAUAUUGGGACUUCCAUUUUUGAUAAAUAAUCCGUAUGCGUACAUAAAUGGAGCUUUUAAUUUUGGACGAAUAUUUGAGUACAAGUGGACUGUCAAUUGGAGACUGAUUUCCCAGGAUUUAUUUGUCAAUCCUACCUUCCAUAUUGCGCUUUUAUUCCUGCAUUUAGCUGCUAUUGUUUACUUCAUUCCCUCCUGGAUGACGUACAUGAAGUGUUAUGCUAAAUUGAAGGUUGUAGAAAAGGAGUUGAAACCACAAAUGAAAAAACAUACUGACGUUGAUAUGUCCACUGUAGCUCAACUAUUUAUCGGGCCACUUUUCGCUGCAAAUUUUCUUGGAAUUAUGUUCAGUAGAUCUUUACACUAUCAAUUUUAUUUGUGGUACUAUCAUACACUGCCUUAUAUCGCCUGGUCUACACAUUAUGCAGUGUUAACCAGAAUUGUCAUUUUGGGUAUUAUUGAAUUAUGUUGGAAUGUCUAUCCCAGCACUGUCCUGAGCAGCACUGCUCUCCAUGCUUGUCAUCUAAUGUUAUUCUAUGGAUUACAUAGGAAUCGAGCGAAGAGUCAAAAAUUCGAUUGAAUGGUAUGCCAACCAUUAAAUCUCAGUCAAAUAAAGUCCAAUUAUAAUAAGUUACAAAAACAAUAGCGUAAGCCUUCUCCAUCAGGGAUCCACCUGGAUAUUUGUACGAAUGUCGAUAAAAAAAAUUGUAACAAUUGAGUUUUGAUUGAUGAUACUAUAAAUGUGCUGGAAAGAUUA